Molecule: messenger RNA, 2508 nt
Organism: Cutaneotrichosporon cavernicola
Lineage: Eukaryota; Fungi; Basidiomycota; Tremellomycetes; Trichosporonales; Trichosporonaceae
Exons: 4
Coding region: 1-2508 (835 amino acids)
Biological process (GO): positive regulation of DNA-templated transcription; protein import into nucleus; mRNA export from nucleus
Cellular component (GO): nuclear pore outer ring
Molecular function (GO): structural constituent of nuclear pore
Source: RefSeq, a predicted model, not a curated record
AUGUCCGCAUUCGGGUCGGGUUCGGCCUUCUCAUUCUCGUCACCCUCAUCCUCCACCAACAAGCCAUUCUCGUUCUCCAACAGCGUUCCCAAGCACCCCACCCCUCUCGCCAACACCUUCCUCCCUCCGUCCUCGACCUCCGCUUCAGCCACUGACAUGGUCAUGGAUGGCUUUGACGACGACGAAACAGAUGUCUACGAAGAGCACCUCGACCCUCCAGCGUUCACUCGCCAGGACAAGGCCAAGUGGAAGGCCAGCGGGAGGACGCUGCUUGCGGCGGCGGCGCGAGUCGGAGGAGGCGUCGCAGCCUGGGUGGCGAAGCAGCCGUCCAAGAAGGCCGACGAGCCGGCGAUCCUUACGGACAAGGAGCUCUCUCUAGCCGACAACAUGGUGUACAUCUCUGCUAUCAACUCCUUCCCUCCAGCAUUGGAGGAUUUCUUCUCGUCGACCUGCACCGUGUUCACCAACCUGCAGCAGAUUAUUGCAUCAGCAAUCAGACUGCCUGCGCCCGGGGCUGGAUCCGGGGUUUGGGACACCGAGGGUAACCUCGUCGCACUAGACGGUGUCCUCGGCCCGCCCGCCCCGGAGACCAUUGUCCACAUGCGCAAGAUCGUCGAGAUGUACCUACAGGACAUUGACCGGAUCCGCCAUGCCGACGACAUUGCGGACGAUACCAAGCUCACGUUUAACGACAUGUACGGCAUCUUCAACCUCGUGCGCAUACUCUACCUUCCCGCCGACGGCCGCGGACAGACGUUGUUGGGAGAGGAGCUGCUCGACUGGGUCAACCAGUCGUCACCCGCCGCCAUCAAUGACGACGGUAACGAGAUCAUGAACACGCAACAUCCAUGGAACAACCCCAUGUUUUGGCCCUUCCUCAACCGAUGCGUCCUCCGUGGCUUCUUCCCAACCGUCGCGCAGUUCCUUAACACUCUAUCCAAUCACCCGCACCCACCAAUAUCCAAGCUGGCCGCCAUCGUGUCGCAGUACGCGUCCUCUUUCCCUCGCUCUGAGAACUUUAGAGAGGACCAUGCGUUCCUCACUGAACACAAGAAGUGGCUUGUCCGCUUCCGUUCCGACGUCGACACUAUCACUGGCGGCCGGAGCCGUUCAAACUGGCUGGGCACGGACAGUCAUGGCGACCUAGAAUGGAGCGGGUGGGAGGAGAGCUUUAAGAGCUUGGUUGAGCUCAUGGAGGGCAAGGGGGACCGCGUACUGGCUGAGGCCAACGACUGGCGCGAGGCGAUCGGCGCUUGGGGAGUGCUCGUGGACGUGUGGUUGAGACGCGACGAUCUUCCCGGUGCGAUUGCCCGAGUUCUUGACGAGAUUCCGAUCGACUCGACGAUAGAGGAUGAUGUCGUCUUGUCCAAUAUCUGCCUCGGGCCCAAGGGCAUCGCGGCUGCCCUGCGCGCAUCUGGGAAUAUUGACACCUGGUUGGCAGCGCACCUCGCCGACGUGUUUGACAAGCUUGACAUGGUGCCCGACGACGACGAGUUCGACAUGUCAACGCGUGACUAUCUUCUCUUGGCCUAUGCGGACAGUAUCAUGGACAGCCCGAGCCAGUGGAAGCUGUGGCGCGUCAUAGCCGAGUAUCUCGCCACCGCGGCGGAUGAGGGUCACAGCCGGUUGCGCGAGUACAUUCUCCACGUCGCUCUUCCAUUCGGAUCCGCUCCUGGAACGGACAAGGAAGGUACAACGAUGGAGGUCGAAACCGAGGAUGACGAGGACGCAGUGGAGGAUCGCGACAUGAAGCAUUUCUUCGACUUGCAGAACACGUGCAUGAGCCUCAACUUGCACGCCGAGUGGCGUGAGAUCUGCACCAUCCUGGCCAGCCACUUCAUGCGGCGCCGAGAAUAUGGGCGCGCCGCGUCUCUCGCAACGCAAGCGCGGGAUGUGGAGAUCCUCGAGCGUAUUGCGGAGAGUAUUGUCGCGACGUACAUCACACACGGCGCCGAAGAGUACCUGAAGCAGGUUAACUCUCUGCCGGCCAGCCUCCUUAGCGACACUCCCAUGCUCCUCGAGGACGAGUUCGACGAUGAGGACGGCAGCGGACCGCUUGCGCUCUACGCGCAGCGUCUCAUUUUCCUGGCCGAGUUCCGUGAUUAUCUACUCUUCAUGGCGGAAGGCACGCGUGACAGGGCAGCGACUCGCCUCGUCAGCUUGAUUGACAGUCCGACGACGCCUGUCGCCUUCACGGCUGUGCUGCUGGCAGAGAGCGUCGAGCUACUGGAGGACGAGGAGAUCCAUUUGGGCCCUGCUGGGACAUUCGAGCUGAUGCGGACGCUCGAGGACACCCUCGGUGCCGCACGCUUCGCUCCUCACGACUACCUCCACAUGCUGUGGCAGUACCUUGAGCGUACCGAGCCGCAAAACGGCAAGGGCAAGGCAAACGACGCGACGAAGGAGGAGGAGAAGUGGGCCGCGCGGCCUCUGCGUAAGCUUGAGGUGGUGCGUCUCGCCCUCGCACGCAACCUUUCGCGUGCGAUGGUGGCGGGUUUGGAGAAGUAG